This is a messenger RNA of Mangifera indica (mango), 1376 nucleotides long. RefSeq names its product signal peptide peptidase-like. The record is from RefSeq and is a predicted model, not a curated record. Lineage: Eukaryota; Viridiplantae; Streptophyta; Magnoliopsida; Sapindales; Anacardiaceae. The transcript is spliced from 12 exons. Gene Ontology annotation, molecular function: aspartic endopeptidase activity, intramembrane cleaving. Gene Ontology annotation, biological process: membrane protein proteolysis. The coding region runs from base 207 to 1232 and encodes 341 amino acids. Gene Ontology annotation, cellular component: cytoplasmic side of endoplasmic reticulum membrane; lumenal side of endoplasmic reticulum membrane; membrane.
CAGCCAUUAAGAGAGAUAAAUUGAAUCAUCACUCAGCGAAGAAAAAACUAAAACCCUAUCUAACUGAUCGGUGCGUCUUCAGAGUGCCCGAUCUUGUCCUUUGGAGAGAGAGGAGACGCGAUUCAAAUCUUCAUUUGUCUCUUUCUUGUUAGAUUUUUUCUGUUAUUCUUUAACGUCAUUUGGAGGCGGAAUUGAAUAAGAAAGCCAUGAGGAACAAUGAACGGAUAGCGAAUUUGGCUUUGGCAGGUUUAACUUUGGCACCCCUUGUUGUGAACGUAAACCCAAACAUAAAUGUUGUUUUGACAGCAUGUCUCGCUGUUUAUGUGGGAUGUUACCGAUCUGUCAAGCCAACUCCACCAUCAGAGACAAUGUCUAAUGAGCAUGCUAUGCGCUUUCCCUUUGUUGGGAGUGCAAUGUUGUUGUCACUGUUCUUACUCUUCAAAUUUCUUUCUAAAGACUUGGUUAACGCUGUGUUGACUUGCUACUUCUUUUUUCUGGGGAUAAUCGCUCUUUCGGCAACGAUCUUACCAGCUGUAAAAAAAUUUCUGCCAAAGCAUUGGAAUGAGGACGUUAUUGUUUGGCAUUUCCCAUAUUUCCGUUCUUUGGAGAUUGACUUCACAAGGUCUCAGAUUGUUGCAGCAAUACCUGGGACUUUUUUCUGUGCAUGGUAUGUUUCCCAGAAACAUUGGUUAGCUAACAAUGUUUUGGGCCUCGCAUUCUGUAUUCAGGGAAUUGAAAUGCUUUCCCUGGGGUCUUUCAAGACUGGUGCCAUUCUUUUGGCGGGACUUUUCGUGUAUGAUAUAUUUUGGGUUUUCUUCACUCCAGUUAUGGUUAGUGUUGCAAAAUCUUUUGAUGCUCCGAUCAAGCUUUUGUUUCCAACAGCAGAUAUUAAACGGCCAUACUCUAUGCUUGGACUUGGUGACAUUGUAAUCCCUGGUAUUUUUGUGGCACUGGCACUGCGAUUCGAUGUAUCUAGGAGAAAAGGGGGCCAGUAUUUUAAGAGUGCAUUUCUAGGAUACACGGUUGGUUUAAUCCUCACAAUUAUUGUCAUGAACUGGUUUCAAGCAGCACAGCCUGCACUUUUAUAUAUUGUACCUUGUGUAAUUGGAUUCUUGGCUGCGCAUGUCCUAUGGAAUGGCGAAGUCAAACCGUUGAUGGAGUUUGAUGAAUCAAAAACUGCUGGAACAUCUGAAGAAGGUGGUGACGCCAAAUCUAGCAAGAAGGUAGAAUGAAGUGAACACAAACCAGUUUAGUGAGAAAUACUGUAGUCGCCCUUUUGAGGAACUGAAAACCUUUCAAAGCUAACUUAUGCAACAGCAACAUUGUAACGGAUUUUGGAAUUCAGCAAGAAAUAAUAUUUCAGCCCUUUAUAUCUA